AUGGAGACUAUCAUGUCCCUCGUCUCUCCGCGCAAGCAGCCGUCCGUGGAGCCGCCCAAGCCGCUCCGGUCGAAGAUGUACUCGCCAAAAGACCAGCUCAAGACCAAACGCGCGCUGGGCCGCAUAUCCAACACGGCAUCGCGUAGUACGCGCACCAGGACAAGCAGCGUUUCUUCCAUCACUACAGCACACGACACGACGGCCGAUAUCACCCAAGGCGAAACUUCCGCACUCAAUAUCCACCAGACCAACCCUUCAAUUCCCACCAUGCCCUCUCCUGCUACUCAGACAUCGCCCGCUACGCGACCUGCACGAGCUUCUCCGGCUCUUCGAGUUCGCAGAAUUUCGUCAGGUUCCCGAGUCGCCAAGCGCACAAGCGGAAAGACGGGCACCCCUCGCGGCAACCAUGGCCGGAAGCGCCCUACUCGCCCCCCUGCGAAGGUGGAAGAAGCCAAAGACGUCGGUAUUGCCGAUCCUCGAGCUUCCCCGGAGCUUGGGGACGAUAGGAGCGCCAUCGAACCCGACAACGGAGAACACGCCUUCAACAGCAUCAUCGCCUAUAGAUGGAACGGCACUGCCUUCGAACUCCGCAUCGACUGGGAGGUCGGCCCUAAGACCUGGGAGCCUGAAGUCACCCUGCACCAAGACGCCCCGGACGCGCUGUUCGCCUACUGGCGCGCUAAAGGCGGACGCCCUGACAAUCCGCUAGACGUCGACAUGUACGAUGUCUACGCCAUCCGCAAACUCUCCAAGAACAAACGCAAGGUCCUUGUUGAGUGGGUUGGCUACGAGGAGAAGGAUAUGACUUGGGAAGACCGCAAGGAGAUCGAGAAGACGGCCAAGGCGAAGGUCGAUGAGUUCCUCGCAAGUCAGAAGAAGAAGAAGAAGAAGAAAUGA
Fusarium falciforme is the source of this 897-nucleotide messenger RNA. RefSeq lists its product as hypothetical. The transcript is spliced from 2 exons. The coding region runs from base 1 to 897 and encodes 298 amino acids. NCBI's taxonomy places the organism in Eukaryota, Fungi, Ascomycota, Sordariomycetes, Hypocreales, Nectriaceae. The record is from RefSeq and is a predicted model, not a curated record.